This is a messenger RNA of Ostertagia ostertagi, 291 nucleotides long. Lineage: Eukaryota; Metazoa; Nematoda; Chromadorea; Rhabditida; Trichostrongylidae. The record is from the annotation of a GenBank genome assembly.
AUGGUGGAAUUCCCGAAGGCACAGAAAUCGAGCAAAGAUCGGGAACUGGCACAAGUGAAUCACGUCAUGAUUCACUGUCUGCUCGUCUUGGCGCUGGCCUGCUCGGUCCUAGCCACAGCAGAUGCUCAAUCACCUACGUUCGACCGACAGGACCGGGACUAUCGUCCGUUGCAGUUCGGUAAACGAGACGGAUAUCGACCUUUACAAUUCGGCAAACGGGAUUAUCGGCCGUUACAGUUCGGGAAGAGAUCGUCGUCACUUGAUAACGCAUAUCUCGUGCCAGCUUUGUGA